Hibiscus syriacus is the source of this 756-nucleotide messenger RNA. Its product is annotated as probable glutathione S-transferase parA. The transcript is spliced from 2 exons. The record is from RefSeq and is a predicted model, not a curated record. Lineage: Eukaryota; Viridiplantae; Streptophyta; Magnoliopsida; Malvales; Malvaceae. Gene Ontology annotation, molecular function: glutathione transferase activity. Gene Ontology annotation, cellular component: cytoplasm. The coding region runs from base 16 to 681 and encodes 221 amino acids. Gene Ontology annotation, biological process: glutathione metabolic process.
CGAGGUUUCUCAGAGAUGGAGAAUGAGGAGGUUGUUCUGUUGGAUUUCUGGGCAAGUCCCUUCGGGACGAGAGCCAGGUUCGCUUUGGCUUUGAAAGAGAUAAACUACGAGCACAGGGAAGAAGAUUUGAGCAACAAGAGUGAUUUUCUUUUGAAAACCAACCCGGUGCAUAAGCAAAUCCCGGUUCUCAUCCACGAGGAGAAACCCGUCUGCGAGUCGCUCGUUGUGGUUGAGUAUAUUGAUGAGAUUUGGCCUCACAAAUCUCCUCUGCUCCCUCUUGAUCCUUACCAAAGAGCCACUGCUAGAUUCUGGGCUGAUUUCAUCGAAAAGAAGAUAUGUAGUCUCGAGACCAGGAAAGUAUGGACAGGAAAGGGUGAAGAGCAAGAAGCAGCAAAGAAAGUGUUCGUCGAGGGCUUGAAACUGCUGGAAGGAGAGCUCGGAAACAAGGCUUAUUUCGGCGGCAAAAAUAUCGGUUAUGUCGAUGUCGUGUUGGUUCCGAUGUAUAGCUGGUUUUAUACCUACGAAAAGUGUGGGAAUUUCAGCUUCGAAACCGAAUGUCCGAAGCUGGCUGCUUGGGCUAGAAGGUGCAUGGAGCUAGAGAGUGUUUCCAAGUCCCUGCCUGAUCAAGAGAAAAUCUACGAGUAUGCUUUGCAAUUGAAGAAAAGGUUCGGUUUUGAGUAAAGUUUAAGACAAGAGCAAGAGCAUGUUAUUAACUAUGUUUUGAAAUAAAUGAGGGCACUUAGUUGUGCUUUGGGA